This is a messenger RNA of Tupaia belangeri chinensis (Chinese tree shrew), 1110 nucleotides long. RefSeq names its product protein SSX1. NCBI's taxonomy places the organism in Eukaryota, Metazoa, Chordata, Mammalia, Scandentia, Tupaiidae. The transcript has 8 exons. The annotation marks the transcript as partial. Gene Ontology annotation, cellular component: nucleus. The record is from RefSeq and is a predicted model, not a curated record. Gene Ontology annotation, biological process: regulation of DNA-templated transcription.
GUUGAUCCUAUUCGGGCAGUUAAACCCCAGCAUCUCUUCUCGUCAAGUGCCGCCUUACCGCCAUUUCGCCUUUCAGAUCAGACUGUCCCCAGUGGUGUGAACAGAAGCAGCUUCUUUGACAAGAGCCGCAGAAAAGACACUCGAAAAUUAGAGAAGAAAUGCAAGGCCUUCAACGAUAUUUCCAAAUACUUCUCUAAGAAAGAGUGGGCAAAGCUAAAUUACUCAGAGAAAACCACCUACGCAUAUAUGAAGAGAAACUACGACACCAUGACUAGUCUAGGCCUCCAAACUACCGUGCCGGAUUUCAUGAGUUCCAGUGAGCAGACCCAAAUUCCCCAGGAGAAGAAUUCUGAUGAAGAUCAGAACCUGGGUAGUCAGGAUGAAACUUCUCAGGAGGCUUCUGGAGUGACACAACCGGAGAUGACACUUGAGAAUCCAACAAUGGAAGAAAAUGAUUUGAAGGCAGUGCCAGAAACAUCUGGCUCCGAAAAUACUGAGGAGGAGUUGUCCGCCCCGGAAAAAGAAAGUACCUCUGAGCUGCAGAAUGCAAAACCAUCAGGGCCCGAGGAAAAGGAGAAGAGUAUCUGGGCCCACAGGUUGAGGGAGAGAAAGAAUCCAGUAGUGUAUGAAGAGAUCAGUGACCCCGAAGAAGAGGACUAACUCCGUGUGUGACAUGCCCGUGAUGAGAAGAAAAACCUGGUGGCCUUUCACACAUACACACGGGCAUGACUAUCAACUCCUGGCUACCAGAUAUACAGCAAGUGAAGAGUUCAUAACACUGAAAUAUUAAGCAUUAGUUCUCUCCUUAUGUUAGAUGUUAGUUAGAUAUUAGUGUUUCAUUGAUGAGCAAGAUAUAUGUCUAACGCAUAUUUCUGCCUGUAUCCAUGCACCUGCCUCAGAAAAUAAAUAUUGUCAGAUAUUCUCUGCACAGAACAGCACUAUCCACUCCUCCGUAUGUCAUCACCAAUGGCAGUUCUGGGUGUUUAAGAGCAUCUACCACCUGCUUUUCCCCAUUACCAAUAUGUCCCAGAAAAAAUCCUGCUUGUUCUGUUGCCUUUCAAUAUAUGUUUCAUGCUGACAAACUAUACCAUUCUAUUAACAUGCAUUAGU